This is a messenger RNA of Eruca vesicaria subsp. sativa (arugula), 2834 nucleotides long. The record is from the annotation of a GenBank genome assembly. Lineage: Eukaryota; Viridiplantae; Streptophyta; Magnoliopsida; Brassicales; Brassicaceae.
AGGAUAUAGAUCCAAUGUUUUUUUCUUUUUGUCUCUGUCUCUGUUUUCAAACCGAAACACUCAUCAUGAAAAGAGUUAAAGACUCGGUGUGGAUGUGUUUGGUUUCGUGAGAUUUAAAACUUGAUCCUCUGUUUUAAGAAGAAGAAGAAGGAAAAAAGAGGAGUAACCUUUUGGAGUUUUCUUGUCACUCACUUUUGUGUGUGUUUGUGUUCGUAACGUAAUUCUCAAUCAUAAGUAAAAAAAAUGGAGUGUUCUGUGUUUCAUCAUGUAGUGAUUGUGUUGAUGUUCCUCUGGCUUCUCUCUUACUUUAACCGUUCACACGCCCUUUUCUAUUUCCUCGCUCUCAUCUACCUCUACCUGGUUCAUGAACGGUAUGUGAUGAGAUUGAGGAAGAAGUUUCAGUUUGAAGAGAGGAAGCAAGCUAACCAGAAACGGGUUCUGUCUGAUUCUGAGUCGGUGAGGUGGUUGAAUCAUGCUGUGGAGAAGAUAUGGCCUAUUUGUAUGGAACAGAUUGCUUCUCAGAAGAUUCUGCGUCCCAUCAUACCUUGGUUCUUGGAUAAGUAUAGACCUUGGACUGCGAAAGAAGCUUUGAUACAGCAUCUCUAUUUGGGAAGAAACCCACCUUUGUUGACUGAUAUAAGAGUGCUUCGUCAAUCUACUGGUGAUGAUCACUUGGUAUUGGAACUUGGAAUGAACUUCCUCACAGCAGAUGAUAUGAGCGCAAUACUUGCUGUGAAGUUAAGAAAAAGACUUGGGUUUGGAAUGUGGACAAAGUUGCAUCUAACAGGAAUGCAUGUAGAAGGCAAGGUGUUGAUUGGGGUGAAGUUCCUUCGUCGAUGGCCGUUUCUGGGGCGGUUACGCGUCUGUUUUGCAGAGCCGCCUUAUUUCCAAAUGAAUGUAAAACCAAUCUUUACUCAUGGAGUUGAUGUAGCUGUGGUUCCUGGGAUUGCAGGAUGGCUAGACAAACUCUUGUCUAUUGCAUUUGAGCAGACUCUUGUUGAGCCAAAUAUGCUUGUAGUUGAUAUGGAGAAGUUUGUUAGUCCACAAUCAGGAGAGAAUUGGUUCUUCGUUGAUGAGAAAGAACCAGUUGCACACGCUCUUGUUGAAGUCGUUGAAGCAUCUGAUGUUAAACCAUCAGAUCUAAAUGGUUUAUCUGAUCCAUAUGUGAAAGGACAGCUCGGCGCAUACCGAUUCAAAACCAAGAUACUAAAGAAAACGCUCUCACCCAAAUGGCAAGAAGAGUUCAAGAUACCAAUCUUGACAUGGGACUCUCCAAACAUACUCAACAUUGAAGUCCAAGACAAAGACAGGUUCAGCGACGACAGCCUCGGUGACUGUCAAGUAAACAUUGCAGAGUUUAGAGGCGGGGAAAGAAACGAUAUGUGGUUACCUCUCCAGAACAUCAAGAUGGGGAGACUUCACCUCGCUAUUACAGUAACUGAAGAGGGAGCAGCAAAGGUAGAUGACCCGUUUGAAGGAGCAACAAUAAGUAAAGAAGACAUGUGGGCUUCUUUUGCUUUUGAUGAUGCAAAUAAAAGUUCCUUCUCUUCAGUGGUGUCUGAUAAGUCUCCGAAGGUUAGAGAUAAUCUUGAACCAAUCAACAUUGAAGGACAAGAAGAGACAGGGAUCUGGGUGCAUCAACCAGGAACUGAAGUCUCACAGAUAUGGGAGCCGAGAAAAGGCAAGACUCGUCGAUGCGUCGAUAACAAUAUACUUGGAGUUGUGACUCAUGAGAGUACUACUACUGGUAGUAAUGAAAGCAGCAGCCCUGAUGAAAACCAGGAAGGGAAGAACACGGUGAAGUCUGUUGGGAGAGGAUUGAAGAAAGUCUUUCAUAGGAAUGGGAAGAAGGAAGAAGAGUCAGGGAACUUGGAGGAGGAUGUCAGGUCUCCUAGGGUCAACUUGAAGGCGUUAAACCGAAAGGAUGUUGGGGUUAAGUACAUUGUUGAAGACCGUUUAUCAGGGCCACUUACGGGAAGAAGUCCAAAGGGUGAGAGCUUUGGUUCUGAAGAUGCUCAGAACAAGGGACACAUGAAGGAUGUUGCAAAGAGUAUUCUGAAACACGCUGAGAAGUCUGCAAGACAUAUAAAGCAUGCGUUUUCGCGUAAAGGGUCAAGAAAAUCAAGAGAUGAUGAGUGCUCAACCGUUCCUGAGAAUGAGUCUCUGUCCGGUUCUGAAUGUCAAUGUGAAUAUUCUGAUGAUGAUACUGCAGUUAGCAGUGUGCAGGGGACACCAAGAACAGCAAAACCUGAAGGUAAAGUUGUGAGGGCAGGAGAAGAUGAUCAUGUAAACUCUAGAGAAGCAAAGGUUAUACAGAAAGUAAACCCAGCGAUCUUGGAAACCACACAUAUGGAUGCCAGGGAUGCUUCUGCUGGAGCUGAGAAAGUCUCCACGCCAAAAAAUGUCUCAUGAUAGAAAGCAAAAAUAUAUAGGUAAUAAAAGGCUUGUUAAGUUUGAGUAGUUUUUAAGUUUACCACAAAGGAAUAUUGUACAGCUUUUGAGUUUUGAAUCUAUGUGUUGGUUUACAGAUUUUGAGUGUGUGUCUUGCUUUAACCACUUGUUCUCCCACUAGAAGAAUAGAGUGAGAAUAGCUACUGCUAAUCUAAUCACUGGCUUUGAAACUGUUCUCGAACUAUUUUCAAGCAAUUGCUCUGUUUCACAUCUUGAUAGAAAGAAGUUUCACUAUUAAUCGUGGUUCUGAUUAGAGUGAGUUUUAUGUCAUCUUAUGCAUGUUGAAAGCAAAGUGAUACUACCAAGCAACAAGCCAUAUUUUAAGUUUGUCACCUGAUAAUUUGAAAAAAGUUUUAACUUAAUAAUAUGACAGAGAAUUGUCU